Messenger RNA from Drosophila hydei, 2406 nucleotides. RefSeq lists its product as uncharacterized. The coding region runs from base 184 to 2406 and encodes 740 amino acids. The record is from RefSeq and is a predicted model, not a curated record. Gene Ontology annotation, cellular component: membrane. NCBI's taxonomy places the organism in Eukaryota, Metazoa, Arthropoda, Insecta, Diptera, Drosophilidae. The transcript has 6 exons.
CGUCGUUUAGUUUUCACUCGAACGGCGAAGCGUUGGCAACGCACGCGGAACGCGCACGUCCCAAAAAAAGUACAAAAAUUGCGAGCUGAACGUUUUGGCUUCAGCUGCCGCCAAAAUAGCAAAAAACAAAACCGAAAAAUACAAACAUUAAACGAACGGAAUAAAUAGAUUUUAGAUUUUACAAUGGGCUUCAAAAGCGGAAGCAGCCCGCGCAUCAACAAAACGUUGAUAUCGCUGAAGCUCGUCGUCUUUCUCAUCAUAAGCGGUCUCACAGCCUUGCACAUUUUGCAUGCUACGAAACCGUUGCUGUUGGGCCUCAACUUCGCGGAGUAUCGCACAAUAACAAUUUCAGCAGCUUUUGUCUCGAUAUUGGGGCCACUGAUAGCCGGCCCUUGGGCUGAUCGCUUGGCUGCUCGUAAUCCCAAUGGAUUUGGACGCACGCUGCGUCGCUUGACGGCUGUCUUCUUGCUGCUGACAGCUCUGAUCUACGCCCUGCUCUUCUUCGUACCGGACGUGGCACGCGAACCGGCCAAAGAGCCGGACGUGAACUUUGGCUGCGAUGCCAAUGGCGCCUUCAUAUUCCAGAAGCUCUGCAGCAACGGCACCUGCCACAACUGGGAGCACAAGAAGGGCAGCGUCAAGCUGACCCAUUGCACCUACAGCUGCCUGAAUCCCAACUACCAUGAGAACAUGUACCAGUUCUGGCUAGGCGAGUUGCCCACUGCAGCGCCCUCCACCGAGCAGAGCUCCGAGUUCGAUUACGAUCAGGAUGAUCAGGCGAGUGCUACGACGGAAAAAUAUCGACCAAGGCGAGAUGUGAACAUUGCAGAUUUGGCUGCCGACAGCGCAGGCGUGGAGCAACUUAGCUCCGAGGUGCUACGCGUUAAGCGUCAAGUGAAGAACACACCGAAGAAGGUCUAUGUGGAGCCACCGCAUCUGUGCAUCACGGAGCGCAAUGAACAGGGCGAGAAUGUGGUAAAGAACUGUCACGUCUACACGCAGGAUACGCCCAACAUUGUGGUGCAAGCAGAUAUGGGUGCUGCAAUGACGGAGCCAAAGACCAACGAGACCGCCGGCUGGUGUCAAUAUCCGUUGGAGGGCAUUCAGUGCAACAUACCUCCGCAACAAGUGAAAUAUAUGAAAGAUUUGACAAACGGCACCGAAUGCAAGCCCAUUAUCGAGUGCAUGAUUGUGGAUGCCUACGAUGGAGAGGACAGUGUUCUAGCUGAUAGCGAGUGCAUCACGACAACUGGCAAUGUGGACGAUACUCUAAUUAGCUAUUUGAUCAUUCGUUUGCUGGGCGAUAUCUUUGCCAUGGCUACGCUGACACUGCUCAACACGGCGAUCGUGAUUGCAGUUCGUGAAACAUCGGAGGGUCGCGGCGAGGUGUGCCGCCAGUAUGUCUGGGGUGCUAUUGGUUAUGUGAUACUCUUCUCGCCGCUGGAUUUGCUGUUCAAGGAGCAUCAGCCCAAUCAUGACGCCGCUCUGGCCGCUUUGAUUAUACUGAUCGUCUGCUUUGUGCUUGGCGCUGUGGUGCUGCUGUGUGCCUCGCAAAUGCCAUUGAGUCCGCCCGAGUGGUGGUGGCACACAAAGACCGGCAUGCUGGUGGUGCCCAUGUCCGCCAUACGUCGCUAUAGCCCCGAAAUCGUGGUGCUCACGCUGGUGGCCAUUCUGUUCGGCACCUUCUGGAGCAGCAUUCACAGUUUUCUGUUCUGGACCUUUACGGAUGUCAAUGCCAUUUGCUAUUCGGGCAUCAUCUUGAUCUUGGUGCUAUUCUUCAAUGUGGACAAGUUCAUCGAGUAUUGCGGACAUUCGAAUAUCUUUAUUGCCGGCUUUGCCAUUUUCAUCAUCCGUUUUACGGCGCUCAGCGAUGCGCAGACCAAUUGGCUAACUGUCGUCAUGGAGAGCAUUGAGCCUGCUGUCAUUGGCCUGAUUUGGAUUACGAUUAUACUAUAUAUGCGACAUGCUAUGCCACGUAAGCUAACUGCCACGGGACAGGCCAUCGCUGUGCUGGCCUUCUUUGGUUUAGGCAAGGGCAUUGGCGCCUUGAUUGGCCUGGCUCGUGAGGAGAAGCAUCCGAAGCUGCCCUACUGGACCUGCACCUACCAAUGGCUGGCCAUCGUCGCCUGCAUCAUUGCCUUCGUCUAUUUUGUGAUUUACAACCUGAUUCUGGCGCCACGCUGCACCGCCAAGCCGCAGCAUUCGGAGGAGCUGAUCUCGGGUUCGGCUUCCCAGAACUUUGGCACGAAUGGAAACGCCAGCAAUGGCAAUGGGGCCGGCAAUGGCGCUGGCAUUGGUCCAGGUGCUGGGGCCGCGCUAAAUGGCAAUGGCAAUGCCAACGGCAGCUACUCACCGCUGAGGGUCUACCACAACGAGCGGGGGAAGAAGGGACAAUUUAGAUACUAA